Molecule: messenger RNA, 4610 nt
Organism: Gossypium raimondii (Peruvian cotton)
Lineage: Eukaryota; Viridiplantae; Streptophyta; Magnoliopsida; Malvales; Malvaceae
Exons: 11
Coding region: 210-4073 (1287 amino acids)
Molecular function (GO): protein binding
Source: RefSeq, a predicted model, not a curated record
AACUGUGAAAAAGACCUCUCUUUCUCUAGACCUUGCAUUAUUUGCAUUUAUUUGCGUUCAUCCAAUGGUAUAAAUCUAAAAAGAAAAAAAAAAGAGAAAAAAAGAAAAGCAAAUCCCAUCAAUCAGCUACCUUUUGAUCGAUCAAGGAAUCUGAUCAUCAAUCCAAAAACAGAUUGAUAGCCGUUGGAUUUGAUGACUCCUAUGUUGACAUGUCGCCGGCGUUAAUAGACCCCGGAGGAGCUUCUUAUUCAACCCCCAAUGGUCAGGUUUCUUCUGGUCCUUUUACAUUGAAUUCAUUUGGGUCUUUUUCUGUUUCUCAAUCGAAAUUUUCACAAGAAAAGAUGAACCCAUCUUCUAGUUUUGGAUUUGGAAGCGAUUUUAAUUCUGGGUUUUCGGAUUCCAACCCGAAUAAUCCCGAUUUUAGCUUCAAUACGCCGUCCACACAACGACCAUCGGCCGGCCUUGCUAGGCCAAGGCUUGUUAAAAUUAGAAAGCAAUUGAAUUCCCAUAAUUUGAAAUCUUCAGGCGAUUUAGGAAUUCGGUUAGGGCCGGGUUUUAAUCCAUUUCGGCCUGUGUCCGGUGUUCCAGGCCCGGGUGGGAAUUUAGAGGGAGGAGUUGUGGAAGAAAUGAGGAAUUUGAGAAUUGGGAAAGGUUGUGGUUUAGGUGAUCAAAGUUUAGUUUUUAAGCUUCCGGACGAGUUAAGGAAGUUGAACAUCGAGGACGGUUCCAAGGGUAAUUGGAGCAAUGUGAAUGAUAGCAACGUAGGUGGUUAUCUUGGAGAAGGUGUGGAAACUGGAAAACUUCCGGAUGAGUUGCAGAGCAAGUUGAAUAUUAAAGGCGGUGAGGAUUUUGUUGAUGGAAGUAAGAAGGUAUUCGUAUUUACGGGCGGAAAAGGUAGUGAUUCUUUGGUCGGAAGCUCAACAGAUGCUGUUCGAGAUAGGAUCAAGAAUUUGAAUAUAAAGGGGUCCGAUGAUAGUAAAACGAAUGAGAAGACAGGUGAAAAGUCUGGUCAUCUUGGUGGGGAAAGAGAGAAGGUAUUGUCAACUGAGAUGGAGAGGAAAUUGAAUAUUAAGAGUGUUUCGGGAGAUUCUACUGCUCAAACUGACAAGGGAUUUUCUUCUUCACAAAUAUUUGGAAAUGAUGUACGAACUGAAAAGUUGGAUGAUAAGAAGCUCGAAGAGUUCAGUAAUUCUCUACAUAAAGAAUCUGUUUUCCAGGCAGCAACAUCGGGUUUGUAUCCAAGUGAUAUUAGACCUGGUGAAGCUGCAGCAUCAUCAACUCUGUUUUCAUCUACUACAAUGCAUUUCCAGCCCGGUGCAAAUUCCUUUGGCUCGACUUCUAGUAAACCAGAAAAGAAGGAUGGGUUUGGUUUUACGGCCAAACAAGAUACUAUAGAUACACCCUUUGUAGAAUUCAAAACUCCUCAUUCACAGGCAAAUAUGUUCUUUGGAUUAAAUAAAAAAUUAGAAUUUAGUGCAAAGAAAGAAACCAGUAAAACCACAAAAGUCAAGAAAAGGAAAGGAAAGUUGAAGCAAUCUACACCAGUCCAGCUACGGCAUGGACCAGAUUUUGUUUCUAGUAAAACUGGUGCUUGGGAUAAUGCAGAUGCUUCGGAGUAUUCACCAAUGGAUGUCUCACCAUAUCAAGAAACCCUAGCUGAUACUCGAUGUUCAAGAGAAUCUUCCGUAGUUUCGGAUGAGUCACAACCAGUAGUUCCCAAUGAUGCAAUAGAUGAGGAUCUGGUUACUGCAACACAACAUAUGGAUAUAAAAGGAAGUGAGAAAGAUGAAAUAAAAAUGGAGGGUUAUGGAGAUGUUUUCAAUAAAGCUGUUGCUACUAAAGCUCCUCAAGAAGAUUCUGUAUCAGGGGCUGAAACUGAAAGCUUUAUAUCUGCAGUUGAGGAGAUAGAUGAUAACAGUGAUAUUGCUCUUAGUUCAGCUGAAAAGGAAGUCACUUCGAGAUUGAAUAUCGAGAGGCAAGAUAGUGACACUCAGAUGUACUUUUCUUCCACUUCUAAUUCAGAACAUAUAAGUGGGUGUGACUUCACCUUUGCUGCGUCUUCUUCAGCUCAAAGUCAACUAUCAUCACCAACACGCUAUCACCGAAAGAAGAAUUCGGCUAAAAUUUCUUUUGAUACUCCUUAUUCCGGUUCAAAUGUGAGAAUUCCUUGUGCAUCGUCUUCUGCACAGUUUUCUCCUUACCCUGGAGCUUCAGUGCAUUUAUCUCCCCUACAAGGUCAAAAAACAGAUUUAUCUACUCUGCAAAGCAACGUUGGAGGGAAUUCUAUGCUGAACAAAGGACCGGAGAUCAAGCAUGAUUCUAAUUUGACUGGUGCAAGCACUGCAGCUCAGGAAUCAUGUGAAAAGUGGCGAUUAAGGGGAAACCAAGCCUAUGCGAAUGGAGAUUCAUCCAAAGCUGAGGAAUAUUAUACACAAGGGAUAAGUUGUAUUCCUGAGAGUGAGACAUCUAAAAGCUGCCUUCGAGCAUUGAUGCUGUGCUAUAGCAACCGUGCAGCUACACGAAUGUCUCUUGGAAGAAUGAAAGAUGCACUAGGAGAUUGCAUGAUGGCCAUGGCAAUAGAUCCCAACUUUUCAAGGGUUCAACUUAGAGCAGCUAAUUGCUACCUUGCCCUUGGGGAAGUUGAGAACUCAAUGCGAUACUUCAGGAAGUGCUUGCAAUCUGGAACUGAUGUUUAUGUGGACCGAAAAAUUGCAUUAGAAGCCUCUGAUGGCCUACAAAAGACACAGAAAGUGUCUGAAUGCAUGCACCAAUCUACCGAACUUUUGCAAAGAAGAACAUCUGAUGGUGGCGAGAGUGCUGUGGAACUAAUUGCUGAAGCCUUGAAAAUAAGCAUGUACUCGGAAAAAUUACUUGAAAUGAAAGCGGAAGCCCUUUUCAUUCUGCGCAAAUACGAAGAGGUAAUUCAGCUGUGUGAGAAGACAUUUGAUUCAGCUGAAAAGAAUUCCUUAUCAUUUGAUAGCAAUGGUCAAAUAGCCAAUCUGGAUAGUUCGAGUUUCUUGAAGGACUUGACCUUUAGAGUUUGGCGGUGUCGCAUGAUCUUCAAAUCUUAUUUUCAUCUGGGAAAGCUUGAAGAGGCUAUUGCUUUUCUGGAGAAGCAAGAGGAAUUGCAGUCCUCUAUGUAUAGGGAUGGAAGCAACAGUCUAGAAUCAUCAAUCCCAUUGGCUGCUACUGUCCGCGAACUCUUGAGUCAUAAGGCUGCAGGGAAUAAAUCAUUUCAAUCGGGAAGACACUUGGAAGCUGUUGAACAUUAUACUGCUGCUUUAUCUGGCAAUAUGGAGUCCCGGCCUUUUUCAGCUAUUUGUUUCUGUAAUCGUGCUGCUGCGUAUAAAGCACUGGGUCAAAUCACUGAUGCAAUUGCUGAUUGCAGCCUUGCCAUAGCACUCAACGGCAAUUAUUUGAAGGCAAUAUCUAGACGAGCCACUUUAUACGAGAUGGUUAGAGACUACGAUCAAGCAGCCAGUGAUAUUGAAAGAUUUAUUUCGCUUCUCAUGAAGCAAAUGGAGGCGAAGACCAAUCAAAUUGGAACAACUGACCGACCAAUGAACUUUGCAAAUGACUUGAGACAAGCUCGUUUGUGGCUUUCUGAAAUCGAGGAAGAAGACAAAAAGGAAGUCCCUCUGGAUUUCUAUCUAAUUUUGGGGGUCGAACCAUCUGUUUCAGCAGCAGAAAUUAAGAAGGCAUAUCGGAAAUCUGCUCUUAGACAUCAUCCUGACAAGGCUGUUCAAUCCCUUGUAAGACAUGAAAACGGAGAUGAUAGGCUUUGGAAGGAGAUAAGAGAAGAGGCCUACAAGGAUGCUGACAAACUAUUUAAGAUAAUUGGAGAGGCAUAUGCUAUACUUUCGGACCCUAUCAAGCGCUCAAGGUACGAUCUUGAAGAAGAGUCGAGAAAUGUGCAAAAGAAACGUACUGGAGCCACAUCCAGAGCCGCUACAACAGAUGCUCAAAGUUAUUCAGUAGAUAGAAGUAGGCAACAUUGGAGGGAGGUCAGAAGAUCGUACGGCUUCUCAACCUCCAAAGCAUCCGAAACCACUCAAUCAAGCAGAUUCUAUUGACAAUUAUGAGCCUUGCGUUAGAAGAGAAUCUCGAGAUCUAACAAUUCCAAUACAGAUUAAGAACUCAACAGAACGGAAUCUACUCUGACCGUAAUCAAGAACUAGGUGUGUGCUCUUACCGAAGGGUUGGUUUCUUUAACACUAUAUCAAUGGAUUUAAAUAUGAACUAACAAAGUUGAACAGUUGAAAUCUGAAAGAAGCCCUUUCUGUUUCAAGGACAUUGCUUGCUUAUCAAGUAAACCAAAAAAAAAAAAUAGUACAGGUGACAUCAUAAACACCAUGGAAGCUUUGAAGGGUUUUUGCAGCUUUCUUCCUCAAGCUGAUAUUCCCUAAUUUUGAGAGCAGUUUUUUUUUUUUUUGGUUUUGGGGGAGGUUAAUACAUUUUACCAUAUUUUCUUGAUUGAUUGUUUGAUUUAAUUGCUUUGUUUAUGAAAAAGAGAUGAAGCUUCUGAAAUGAAAGAUGUUUUGAUUGUGUACAGUUGUUUUUCACCAUUUGAAAAAUCAAAGUUUGAACGAGUAAACUCUUUUGAUCUUCUA